AAAACCUGAGGGUAACAGAGUGGGAAGAGGCAAGGCAGAGCAGCAGGGUCCCUGAAGGCAGGCACCAGCUUCCAGAGGGACGGGAGGCUUGGAAGGGAUGUUAGCAGGGGAGCAGCAUGAUCAAAUUUGCAUUUCAGCACUCAGGCUGCAGUAUGGAAAAUUGAUUGGAGCGGAGCAAGGGAGCAGACAGAGGCUGGUUAAAGGCUGCAGGGGGGCAGGGGUGGCAAAAAGAGGGCACAGUCAAGAGAUAUUUAGGAUUCAAAAUCAGCAGGACUUGAUGCUUCUCCUGGAUGGGGGAAGGAGGGAGAAAAGGGUCAAGGAUGCUUCUCAGAUGCCACCAGCUGAGCUGGAGAAAACAAGAGGAGCACAUAGGGGGUUUGUGGGGGGUGCCGCCAGGAGAGAGGGGGAUCUCAUCUUGAGACAGAUUGUGUUUGAGGAGGCUGAGAACAACCAGGAGACAUCUGUGGGCAGGUACAUACGCCAGGGAUGAGGUCAGGGCACCCAGCUGUGGUUCAGAGGGGAAGAUUAUUAUUUUAACAGCUUGACAGACUCUUCUUAGGAAUACUUUUGUUUGAGAAAGUACCUUGCUAUCUGCUAGGGUUAAAAAGGGAAACCUAGGGCAUGGAUGACCAUAGGGCCAGUGCAACCACAAAAAUGGUUACAUUGCCUUGUGAGAGAAAAGAGUGAAAUCUCUUUGGCCCUGAGAGGAGGAGAGCAGAGAGGGAGGGGCAGAGAAGGGAGGGGAGCGUGGGGGAGGGCAGAGAGGCAGGAGGAAGUGAGUGAAGGGCCAGUGGAAAUUCCCACUGGUGGACAGCAGAGGUGGACAGCAGAGGUUUCCACUGGUGUGACCUGUGUGGCCUUGUGUGAUCCAACGCAGUUUGAGUCCCUGUGGAAUAAACCCCUUCUCCACCUGCCCCUCUGUACCCCUACAGGCCGCAGUGUCCAGUGUCCUUGGUAAAGUCGACUCUAUUCACACCUGCAUUCUUCUGACCAGCACAUUCCUGGGGACACCAACGUGCUGGUAGAGCUGCAGGUGGGAGCCAGAAAAGCCUCCACAGAGAGCAAAAGCCAGGGUCAGCCAGAGACAGGAGACCGGAAGAGACAGAGGAGAUCCAAGACCAGAGGAGCAGAGAAGAGGCCCCAGAGCAAAGCAGGAAAGAGCCAAGGCACCAGGACAUGGAUGCAGCGGAGCCAGGCGGCCGCAGCUGGGCCAGCACGUUGGUGUGCAGGCUUUGGAAAGCCAUCAGCAGGGCACUGUUUGCAGAGUUCCUGGCCACAGGGCUGUAUGUGUUCUUUGGCGUGGGCUCUGUCAUGCGCUGGCCCACAGCGCUUCCUUCCGUGCUGCAGAUCGCCAUCACCUUCAACCUGGUCACUGCCAUGGCUGUGCAGGUCACCUGGAAGGCCAGCGGGGCCCACGCCAACCCCGCCGUGACGCUGGCCUUCCUCGUAGGCUCCCACAUCUCUCUGCCCCGAGCUGUGGCCUAUGUGGCUGCCCAGCUGGUUGGGGCCACGGUGGGGGCUGCUCUGCUGUACGGGGUCAUGCCGGGAGACAUCCGAGAGACCCUUGGGAUUAAUGUGGUCCGGAACAGCGUUUCAAAUGGCCAGGCGGUGGCCGUGGAGCUGCUUCUCACUCUGCAGCUGGUGCUCUGUGUCUUCGCUUCCACUGACAGCCGCCAGACAUCCGGCUCCCCCGCCACCAUGAUUGGGAUCUCUGUGGCACUGGGCCACCUCAUUGGGAUCCACUUCACUGGCUGCUCCAUGAACCCUGCCCGCUCCUUUGGCCCUGCCGUCAUCAUUGGGAAGUUCACAGUCCACUGGGUCUUCUGGGUGGGGCCCCUGACGGGAGCCCUCCUGGCCUCACUGAUCUACAACUUCAUCCUGUUCCCCAACACCAAGACCCUGACCCAGCGGCUGGCUAUCCUCACAGGCACUGCAGAGGUGGGGACAGGGAGAGGGACAGGGGUGGAGCCCCCAAAGAAGGAAUCCCAGCCCCGUUCGGAAGCCGUGGAGAUGGAGAGUGUGCGUGAAACAGCCUAGGCCUGGCCGCGCCCUCGGGCUCCCUGCCUUGCAGGGCCUGCCUGGAGGUUCUCCCUGGAGACGGCGGGAGGGGGAGGCUUGACCUCUUGUCCUGACCAGGUGGGCCGGAGGGGACAAGCCCUAUCCCCGGCAUUACAUUUCUAGAUAGAAUCUGGGAGUAAGCCGGGCACAGUGGCUCAUGCCUGUAAUCCCAGCACUUUGGGAGGCCAA
Cebus imitator (Panamanian white-faced capuchin) is the source of this 2247-nucleotide messenger RNA. RefSeq names its product aquaporin 6 (gene AQP6). Lineage: Eukaryota; Metazoa; Chordata; Mammalia; Primates; Cebidae. The coding region runs from base 1177 to 2037 and encodes 286 amino acids. Gene Ontology annotation, molecular function: nitrate transmembrane transporter activity; water channel activity. Gene Ontology annotation, cellular component: plasma membrane; apical plasma membrane. The record is from RefSeq and is a predicted model, not a curated record. The transcript has 5 exons. Gene Ontology annotation, biological process: transmembrane transport.